Molecule: messenger RNA, 680 nt
Organism: Saccoglossus kowalevskii
Lineage: Eukaryota; Metazoa; Hemichordata; Enteropneusta; Harrimaniidae
Product: protein-glucosylgalactosylhydroxylysine glucosidase-like
Biological process (GO): carbohydrate metabolic process
Molecular function (GO): hydrolase activity, hydrolyzing O-glycosyl compounds
Source: RefSeq, a predicted model, not a curated record
GACUUGGAGUAUGUUUGCCAUUGGGUGGCUUGAGUUGAAAGAUUUUGAAAAAGCUGAUAAAAUCUUUAAGAGAAGUUAUGCACACAUACAGGAACCAUUUAAGACUUGGUCAGAAGUACCAGACGGAGGAGGGGCAUAUAAUUUUAUAACUGGUAUGGGUGGAUUUCUGCAGACAAUCAUUUUUGGAUAUGCUGGAAUCCGAAUCUACUCUGACCAUCUGGAAAUGAACCCUGUUCUUCCAUAUGAAACUAAUAACUUUGUACUACAUGGAGUACAUUAUUUGGGGAGUGCCUUUAUGUUGGAGAUCAGUGAUACCAUGGUAACUGUCACAAGAACGACAAAGAAUGAGAACUCUCCUGAACUACAUCUAGUUCAAAAUGAUAAAAGUAUUCCGUUAUCUUUUGAGAAAUCUGUUUCCGUGCCAAGAGAAAAACUUAUCAUCCAGCCAUAAAUAUUCUUAUCUUCAAUUAUAUUCAAUCUUGGGUUUGUAUGAAUCUUCUAAAAUAUGUGGUUUUAAAUAUUUAAGGUCCCUAGCCUGAAGCGCUAGGCCCCUAUUAUUAUCGUCUUUUCCUCUUUCUUUCUUUCUUCUUUCUUCCCUAAAAUCCUCAUGUCGUUUGAGAUAACCACUGAAUGGAAUGGUCUGAAAUUAUCCAUACUGAUAGUCCUUGAUGUGAACUAGA